Saccharomycodes ludwigii is the source of this 2133-nucleotide messenger RNA. RefSeq names its product Emp65p (gene EMP65). The transcript has a single exon. Gene Ontology annotation, cellular component: endoplasmic reticulum membrane. The record is from RefSeq and is a predicted model, not a curated record. Gene Ontology annotation, biological process: maintenance of protein localization in endoplasmic reticulum. NCBI's taxonomy places the organism in Eukaryota, Fungi, Ascomycota, Saccharomycetes, Saccharomycodales, Saccharomycodaceae. Bases 1 to 2133 code for a protein of 710 amino acids.
AUGGAACAGAAAACAUCUUCCAAAAAAACUAGUCGUAAAAUUCGUGAUUUUGUACUGGAUCAACUAGGAAAUCCUGAGGCAAUUCCUAGAAAAUAUAGUAAUAGUACUAGUACUACCAUACAAGUUGAGGACCAGGCAAUUGCUGCUGCCGUUUCCAAUGAUGUGAUAACUCCCGAUCUAACAACACAACCACAUACACAGAAAACUGAGCUUCAAAUAAAUAAUGCGUUGAACACCAAAUCAUCGAAACUUACAACUUGUACUUCGUCUUCACAGGAUCAUAAUAAUAAUAAUAAUAAUAAUAAUAAUAAUAAUAAUAAUAAUAAUAAUAAUAAUGCAAAUUUUGGUCUUGCAUCUAGACCACUCGAUCCGGAACUAGAACAAUUAUUGAAUGUGGUUAUAUUACCUUUCCAUUUGGAAAGAUUAAUGGGUUUCUCGUUAUUGGCAUGCUUUAACAUGUUUUUAUAUUAUUUCACCAUGAUUCAAAUUAGAUUUGGUUAUCUAAUAUUUGAAUUUAUAAAGAUACAGCUGAAAAAUUGUUUGUCUUUACUCAAGAGAAAUAAAAAAAGGUCCAAUUUAAAACAUAUGAAAAGUUUAAAAAAUACAAUGCCUGAUAAUAACACAAGUGACAUGAAAAAGAAAAAACAGAAAGAUGAGGUUCGUCAGUUAAUUCGAUUUUUAGGCCUUUUCAAGAUGGAUUUCUUAAUCCUUAUAGAAAUUAUUAUUGCUUCCACCACUUUAGUACAUAUUCUAGAUCCUUCUAAAACAUACCAUAAGAUUAAAGGUCAAAAUGCUAUAAAGUUAUAUGCUUUAUUUGGGUUUUUAGAGAUGGCUGAUAAGAUGUUGUCCACUAUGGGACAAGACCUAUUGUUGGCCAUGUACAAGAAAACAACUUCAUUGGGGCUAUUAUCGGGCUCAGGUGGCAAUAGCACAAAUGGUUCCAAUAAUUCUAGCGAAAACGGUACCACCACUGCUAAUGCUUCUGCUACCAAUAUUAUUCCUUCCAACGGUAAUUUAAAUAAGAACAUACUUCAGAACUGUCCACCACCAUCCUCUAUAAAAUUGUUCAUAUUAUUGUUUAUUAUAAGAUGCGUGUACUUAAUAAUUCACGCAACUGUACUGUCUUUCCAGACUGUGGCACUAAAUGUUGCAGUAAAUUCAUAUUCUAAUUCUUUAGGAACACUACUGUUGUCGAUGCAAUUUAGUGAAAUUAAAAGUAGCGUUUUCAAGAAAUUCGAUAAAGAAGGAUUAUUUCAGUUAAGCAUGGCUGAUAUAGUGGAGAGAUUUCAACUAAUUACAAUGCUAAGUAUCAUAACAAUUAGAAAUUUAACUACAACAACUGUUCCAUUUGGUUCAGCCCCAUUACCGCAAUCUUGGAUUUUAAAAUUUUUUCCCUUCAACAUCAAAAAUAGUGGUGGCUUUAUCAUAGGUGCUCUUUGUGGUCCAAUGAUAAAGGUCAUUGGUAGCGAAUUUAUAGUUGAUUGGGUAAAACAUAGUUAUAUUGGCCGAUUUAACAAAUUUAGACCAUCUCUAUAUGAUAAAGUUUUUACCAAAAUUUUAGUGCAAGACUACCUGGACCAUACAAAUUUUAAACUACAAAUAAGAUUGGGUGUUCCGAUUCAAGCACAAGUUAUCUCCUUCUUGGUAUUACUGCUUCCUAAAUUGAAACAACUUUUAGAGAACGUACCGUUUUAUAUACGAGCCUCAUGGAUUUUAAGUAUUUGGGUAUUGGUUUUAAUACUUAAAUUUUUUUUACAAUGGGGGUUAGAUAAAAUAGGGAAGAGUAUUAUCAAUGGCAGUAAUAACGUUUCUAAGAGAAGCACGUUGAUAUCUGAUCAUUCUGGACAUACCGGUACCAUGACUAAUGGGACCAAGAACAAGAACAAGAACAAGAACAAUAACACUGCUGGCAAAAGUAAUAAUAGCACUAUUAAUUCUACAUCUCUAUAUUAUGUUCCAGGUGAACUUAGUGGUGGUCAAGGUAUUGUAGAUGACAAUAUGCGCCAGGUUUUGUAUGGUGAUAAUGUGAUUCCCCCGAGUGUAAGCGAAUUGAGAAUAAGAAAGGACAGAAAAGAUUCUAAGUCAUUAGAGAAAGUUGAAAGGUACAAAAUGUCAUCUAAGAGGAUAUGGUGA